Guillardia theta CCMP2712 is the source of this 1572-nucleotide messenger RNA. RefSeq lists its product as hypothetical. The record is from RefSeq and is a predicted model, not a curated record. The coding region runs from base 1 to 1572 and encodes 523 amino acids. The transcript is spliced from 11 exons. NCBI's taxonomy places the organism in Eukaryota, Cryptophyceae, Pyrenomonadales, Geminigeraceae.
AUGGGACCGGAAACGAAGAAACCGGAUGAGUACAACACGACAAAGAGAGAAAAGAUCAUUCUUCGUCCUUCAGCAGCCCUGCCUCCUGCCAACGUGAACGCGAAACAGAUAGCCAACAAGUUUACCAGUCAGAUCAGAGAAAUGCACAAGAUGUGUGGGGGAAGGUUGGACCUCAUUCAUAUGAUGUUUUGUCAGAUUGCGGAACACAAUGGAAAGCCCCCCAUUCCUCCUCAAAGCAUGCUCCUCCUCCUCGAACUGACCCCUGAAGACUGCAAGGAACAUCCGGUGAUUGUCAGUGACGUGGCGCUGGAGAAGGCGUUUGCAAAGAUGAUUAAGCCGGAAGACAAUGCCGACGUGUUCUACACUAAAGUGAUUUCUGUUGUGGAGCAGCAAGUGGCGAGAUCAAAGCAUGCGACAGUUGAGAUCGAGAAACUCAGACCUGCCUUCAAGGAGCUGCAUGAGGCCUGCGGAGGAUCCUCAAAGGCUCUCUUCGCGUUCUUCAUGGAGCUGCUGCCUGAGGAGCAACGUGGCCAAUAUUCGCUCCCCAUGUGGGUCAGCAUGGUGAUGAAACUUCCCCCUCAGACAACCCACAUCGAGCUCGAUCACUUCACGGAUUGCUUUGCUCAAGCUAUGGACAGCACUGAUACUGCAGAAUCCAUCCUCCCCAAGGUCCGCAAGCAUAUCGAGCUCAAUCAGGACCCCAAAGCUGCAGCUGCCAAGGCUGCCGAAAUUGACCGACAGGCCAAGGAGAUUGCAGAGAGAGAAAAGGCCGCACAAGCUCAUGCCCAGAGUGGACCCAGUGCAGAGGCUGUUGAGCUCGUGAACAAAUUUGCGACCAACAUCAAGGAAUUGCAUUCCGCCACUGAGGGACGAGUCAGCUUGAUUCAUGCUGCGUUUUGCUCUGUGGCUGAGUCCAACGGAAAGCCUAGAAUUCCUCCUCAAGCGAUGGGAAGUUUGUUGGAGCUCACAAAGGAGGACACCAUGAAAAAUCCAGUGACUGCUUCUCUGGAGCAACUGACAAAGGCCUUUGCAAAGUUAGUGAGACCAGAAGAAACAGUAGAAAACUUUCAGUCUAAAGUUGUCGAGGUCGUGGAUAAAUGCACCCGUAGAGCUCAACAUGCGAGCAAGCAAAUUUCCAUUUUGUCGCCUGCAUUAACCAAGUUACACGAAGCAUGCGAAGGAUCGAGCAAGAGCUUGUUCGAGUUUUUCAUGGACCUUGUGCCGGAGGCCCAACGUCCUGGACUCACGCAAGAACAGUGGAAUUCUCUCAUUAUGAAAGUUCAUCCGAAGACUGAGAAGAUCCCGCUGGAUGUUUUCAUUCUUAGCUUUCAGGAUUCGAUGGAUGACAGCGAUGAUUCAUCCAAGAUCCUUCCUGUGUUAGAAAAGCACAUCGAAAUGCUCAACUCGGGCGGGGCAGCACGAGGCAAGACGAGUCAAGAAGAAGAAGCAACCAAUGUAAACCCCUCAGCUCCGAGGACAUGGGAGGCGCUGCUGAGAAAGCUGAGUCAAGAGGCGAAGGUCAAACUGUGGGAGAGGGUAACGAAGGAGAAUCGCAGCCUGGUGGUGAAUUAG